Molecule: messenger RNA, 3088 nt
Organism: Solanum dulcamara
Lineage: Eukaryota; Viridiplantae; Streptophyta; Magnoliopsida; Solanales; Solanaceae
Exons: 5
Coding region: 330-2789 (819 amino acids)
Source: RefSeq, a predicted model, not a curated record
CUGGUUCGUGACUCAACGAACCAAAAAACUCAACGCAGAAAAAUCAAAAACUAGAGAGUAGAAAGGAGUGAGAAUGAGCAAAAAGCUCCUUCAUUCAAUAUCUAUUUCCCUUCCAAAUUUGUGUAUAUUAGGGUUCCAAUCACUUUUACUUUUCAAUUUAUCAUCAUUAUUCACUUGCCUCCCCUCACUUCCUAUUCACCUCUGACAGCGGAAUUUCUCUGUUGCAAUUGUUCAACAAACCCUAGUCUUGUGUUUUUUCUAAAAAAAUCUUGGUAUGUAAAGAUUUUGGGGGAUUUCAAGAAAUUGUGAGAAUUUGGGUCACGCACGCAAUGAUGGAUGAUCCGGAGAGAGUGAUAUUGGAUAUAAGUUCAGAUGAAGAAGUGGGUUUUGUGAAAAGCAGAGGUGGCGAUGGUGGGGGCGGUAAAGGGAGCGAUGACUAUGACUGGAUAACGGAACUUUUGGGUGAAGGAGGGGAUGGACGUAGCAAAGAUGAUUCUGACGAUGUUGUAGUGGUGGGGGAAGUUAUUAUGAAUCCAAAGCAAAAUUUGAAGGCAUUAACCAAUGCGAAUGAUGACGAUGAUGAUUGUGUGGUUUUGGAGGAAGACCCAGAUAAGCCUGUUGAAGUUAACAAUGAUAGAGGUGAUGAUUCUGAUGAUUUGCUUGUUGUAAGCGAAAAGGGUCAGUCAACAUUGGGUCUGGGGUUUCCACACUUGCGCUCGUUUAUGGAAGUGUCAGCACCAGAUGGCUGCAGUUACAUGGAUUCCCUUGAGGGCAAGGUCCUUUAUCUCGACAAAAAAAUUCUAAUCAUUUAUCUGGGAAGCCAGGUCAGAGGUCUCCACAAUGGGAUUGCCUGCAGAGAUUAUCCCCAUUCACGACAUCUUUGUGCUAAAUUUCCCUUUGGUUCUACUCCCCAUGAAAGGCACUGUGAUCAGUGCCAUUGUUAUGUUUGUGACACACUUGCUCCAUGUGUCUACUGGCGCACUGGCAUUUCCAGCACUGCUGCCCAUUGUCAUGCUACUGACAAGGACAAGUUUUGGAAAGCACAGAGACAAAGCACAAGGAAAAGUGAUAAAGCGCUUCCAGUGGUCACUCCAUGCCGUGGUACUUCAGUAUCUGUUCCUCCACCUGUAGCUCACCAAGCUCCAGGUUUUAUUCAGAGAUUGGGUAAUUAUCCUCCACAUAAUCAAACAUUAAGACAAGCUCCGAUUCGUCCUUGUUCCAUGUCAAGCAGUCCUGGGUUACCGAAUUCAACUAGACAGCUGCCCACUGCUCUGAGAGACAAAUUUCAUAGCCAUGUUGUCUCUCAACAGUUGCGCAAUGCAAGCAUUAAUGUUAAUCCAGGGGACAGAAGGCACAAUGUUGGUCACAUGGGUCCCCAGUUCUUUACUACCCGGACAGCGUUCAAAAGGGCAGGGUCAUCUGGACAGGCAUUUGCAACUGAUAGAUCUAGAUACAAUUCACCAAACACUUGUUCGGUGCCUCAAUUUGGUAGAACUCAUUCUUCAGCGGCUAGGUGGAAGGUGCCUUGUGGCUCACGGCCUGUAGGCUCCAGUAAGUAUAUUGCUUCCUCCCAGCACAAUGCUGGCAUAGCUGUUUCUUACCAGCCUCCACUACAGAGGCAGCCUGGUUUUGUGGGUGUGCCUUCAAAUUAUGCACCAAUGGGACCUCAGAUACCCUCUCAGCCCCAUGCUGGGAUACUUGGUCCUAAUGCUGUUUCUUCCCAACAUCAACUACCUCGGCAGCCUGCUCUUGUGGGUGCACCUGCAAAUUAUGCACCAAUGGAGCCUGAGAUCCCUUCGCAGCCCAGUGUUGGCGUAGUUGGUGCUAAUGCUGUUUCUUUCCAACCUCCGUUACCUAGGCAGCCUAGGUUUGUGGGUGCAUCUACAAAUUAUGCACCAAUGGAACCUCAGAUUCCCUCUCAGCCACAGGUUAGUGUAUGUGCAAAUUCGGUGUCUUCGGAAGCUCCAACAUUCUUUCUGCCAUAUGCUAAUUCAUCACCUUCUCAACCUCACUUGUCUACACUUCCUAGUGUUCUAAGUGAAUUUGAAAGUCUUGUUUCCUCUGAAAAUUCAGUAUCCUCCCAGUCACAGGUGGGUAAUAUGUAUAACAACCCACUGUCAUCUGAAGCCCAAAUGUUCUCUCAACAGUAUGCAGAUGGGAACUCUGCUAACAGUUUGCCUCAGCAAACUUCGGUAGCCUUCCAUCUUGAAGGAGGGAACACUUCUGUAAAUACAACUGCUUCCCAGUAUCUACUGGCCUGCCCGGCAAAUGCAGGCACCGCUCUUGGAAAUUCAACUAUCCCUGUCUCCCAGUUGUCCAAUCAGCCAGAUGGGGGAACCUCACCAAACAGUUCAGUUCCCGGAAGUGGCGAUUUGCCUUCCCCUGUUAUGAUGGAAAGUACUUUUGGAAGGUGUGAGAACACUCUCUCUUGCCAACCUGAACUUUGUAGACAACAUAUUUCAUCAUCAUCAUCAUCUAAUAGCCAAAAUAUUUCCCAGCAUGGAUAUCAAGGUGAAAAUACUUUAAUUCCAAGUUUCGAAGAUUUUGACUUUGGUUGGGAGACACCUGUUAGCCAAACUAACAGUUUGGGUAAUGUAUAUAAUUCUAAACCUGCAGAGACACCGGAGGUAAGUAGACAUCCUCAGUUAAUGGAAAACAUAACCGAUUUGGACAUUCAGUAUGAUGAUUGGUUAGUUUCUGGACCUUCAGACGCCCCAGUUUUGACAGGAUUUAACAUAUUGUCCCCUGAAGCUCCUCCCAUAGAUUCUGGAUUUUUUGUUGACUUCUAAAUGUUGGUGGCAUCCUUGACGAAACAUGUCCUGGUUUCUUCUAAGUUUUUUCUUUUAAAAACAAAAUUAGGAAUGCUUCUCCCCUUUAAAGGGUAGCAGGGUACAUAUGGUUUAAAGAGUUAGGGUUAACAGGUUAAGUUUUCUUCUGGUAUAAACUGCUUUUGUGUCUGAAACACAAAUUCCAUGCAUCUGUAAAUGGUACUAAUUUCUUAUGUAAUGCUAUCUAAAUGACAGCUGUUUUCUCAAAAAAAAUAAUCCUGUGAAGAGAUAUGAGCUACAAUUGUCAAUUUUUAUGAAUA